Molecule: messenger RNA, 1800 nt
Organism: Drosophila willistoni
Lineage: Eukaryota; Metazoa; Arthropoda; Insecta; Diptera; Drosophilidae
Gene: wds
Product: protein will die slowly
Exons: 4
Coding region: 93-1169 (358 amino acids)
Cellular component (GO): Set1C/COMPASS complex
Molecular function (GO): histone binding
Source: RefSeq, a predicted model, not a curated record
CCAAAAAAGAGAAACGAGAAAAAAAACAAUCAAAACAAUAACAACAUCCAGACAGCUUAACUGGAGGUUUUGAAAUAAUUUUAUUUAAAACAAUGGUGCCCAUUGGAGCCGUGCAUCCCGGCCAUCCCGGUGUUGUGCAUCAACCGCAGCCACCUCAACCGAUGCCGACAGCUCCCAGCGGACCAAAUACCCUGCAACCCAGCUCGGCAUCUUCCACAUCGUCGAACACAACCUCCAAUAAAAGUUCAUUGUCGGUGAAACCGAAUUAUACAUUAAAAUUCACCCUCGCCGGGCAUACCAAGGCAGUUUCAGCGGUCAAAUUUAGUCCCAACGGCGAAUGGCUGGCCAGUUCAUCUGCUGAUAAACUCAUUAAAAUCUGGGGUGCCUACGAUGGUAAAUUUGAGAAAACCAUUUCGGGUCAUAAAUUGGGCAUCAGUGAUGUGGCGUGGAGUUCGGAUUCACGUCUUCUUGUCAGUGGUAGCGAUGACAAAACCCUCAAAGUAUGGGAGCUUAGCACAGGCAAGAGCCUAAAGACCCUCAAGGGCCAUAGCAAUUAUGUCUUUUGCUGCAAUUUCAAUCCGCAAUCGAAUCUGAUUGUCUCUGGCAGUUUCGAUGAGAGUGUACGCAUUUGGGACGUGCGAACUGGCAAAUGCCUGAAAACGUUGCCAGCCCACUCCGACCCGGUUUCGGCGGUGCAUUUCAAUCGAGAUGGCUCACUCAUUGUCAGCUCCAGCUACGAUGGACUAUGCCGCAUUUGGGAUACAGCCAGUGGGCAGUGUCUAAAGACACUGAUCGAUGAUGACAAUCCGCCAGUGAGUUUCGUCAAGUUCUCGCCCAACGGUAAAUACAUAUUGGCAGCUACACUUGAUAACACACUCAAGCUUUGGGAUUACUCCAAGGGCAAGUGCCUAAAGACGUAUACAGGACAUAAGAAUGAGAAAUAUUGCAUAUUUGCCAAUUUCUCCGUCACUGGUGGCAAGUGGAUUGUCAGCGGCAGUGAGGACAAUAUGGUCUACAUUUGGAAUUUACAAAGCAAAGAAGUUGUACAAAAGCUUCAGGGACAUACCGACACCGUCCUCUGCACUGCCUGCCAUCCCACAGAGAAUAUUAUUGCUUCGGCUGCUCUUGAAAACGAUAAGACCAUAAAACUAUGGAAAUCGGAUACAUAGAGAAGGCGGCAGCCUAUCGCUGGUAUCCAGCCCUCCUCCUUCUCCUUUCCCACGCCCUACUCCAACUCUCCGCAAUCACACACACACACACACACAUACACAAAAACAAAAUACACAUAUACAUUUCUUUAAUAAUCUUAUUUUAAACAAAAUUUAGUUAUAAUUACUCUUAACCCUGGAACCAUAAUCUUAAUAACCACCCCCCACCCCAAUCCCAAUUGAGUUUCUCCUUCCCUUUAUUUUGUUUAUUUUUUUUUUUUUUGUUUUUGUAAUUGUUUCCCUUCGUUUUCCCCCUUUUCUACUCAAAUCACAUUCUAUAAAGCAAAAAGCGGACACUCAAAACUUGCGUUUGCCAAAAACUACGAGAGACCGGUGUCCAUAUAAUAUGUAUAAAAUAUUUAUUAGCCAGAAAACAAAAACUACAAUAAUUACAAAAGAGAAAAAAACAAAUCGGAAAACUAAAACAAAAACACUCCCCAUUUAUAGGCUUUAACAUACACCCCAAACAUAUAAAAUACAAAUUUGUCAAAAUUGAUAAUUCUUUUGGUGGCAAGACAUUGUAUAACUUAAAUUUAAGCAUAAAGUUCUAUAUAUACGAAAAGAAUAAAUAUAUAUAUAUAUAUUAAAAUAA